Molecule: messenger RNA, 1041 nt
Organism: Pyricularia grisea
Lineage: Eukaryota; Fungi; Ascomycota; Sordariomycetes; Magnaporthales; Pyriculariaceae
Exons: 1
Coding region: 1-1041 (346 amino acids)
Source: RefSeq, a predicted model, not a curated record
AUGGCGUCCGCAGCCUCAAAAGUCGGCAUCGCCUCCGUCGUGCUCCCGCUCACCGCCGCCGGCGCCACCUACAUGGGCCGCGGCCUCCUCCAGGUCAACUGGCAAAGGGCGCUGGUUGACUUCUUCACCGGACCGGGGCGGACGAGCCGGAUCCUGCUGCUCGUGUUCGUGGCGGCGAACCGCAAAAACAUGCUCUUCGUGUGGACGGCGCGGGUGUGGGGAGCCGUAUUCCGACACAUACUGCUGCCGCGCGGCCCGCUCCCCAUGGGCGCGCUGUUCCAUUACACCAUUAGCGAGUCGUAUACCCCUCUCCUGGAGACCGACUAUAACAUGCACAAGUCCAACUCGACGUACUUUACCGACCUCGACGUUGCGAGGACCCACCUCGUUAUGCACCUGCUGGUUGACGGUAUGCGCAAAAUACGGAACGGCGAUCUCGUCAUCCGCGACAAACAGGGCAAGGAGGUCCCGGGGACGCUGACGACGGCGCUGGGGUCCGUCUUCUGCUCGUGGAAAAGGGAAAUACUCCCCUACAGGGGCUACGAGAUCUGGACCAGGGUGCUAAGCUGGGACCGCAAGUGGCUGGUCAUGGUCAGCUACUUUGUCGAAAAGGGCAAGGUGCUACCGACAGGGUUCGACAUGGGCAGCAAGCUCGGUGCUUCGGGCAAGGUGCGCAACAAGGCCACGGGCGCCGUGGCCGACGACAGCAGCGAAGACUUUCAAAAGUACGUCUACGCCACCGCCGUCUCGCGCUACGUCUGCAAGAAGGGCCGCUUCACCGUCCACCCGGCCAUCGUGCUCGAGGCCAGCGGUCUGCUGCCCGAGAGGCCCGGCGAGGGUUGGCGCGGCGGCGAAUCCGAGACGGGUACGCCCGACGACCUGUCCGACGUCGACACGUACGCCGAGUGGGACUGGAGAAAGGUCGAGAGCCGGCGGAGACAGGGCCUCGUCUUUGCCGAACACUUUGCCGCCCUCGAUGGCCUUCAGGCCGAGUUUGACGGCGGGAAACAUGACGCCCUGGGGCGCUUCAGUCCCGCAUGA